GAUCGUCUUACGCUCACCUCUCCUCGCAAAGAACAGCAUGAAGGGUCCCUGUGAGCCACCUGUCACUGCCAAGGAGGCGGCAAGGAGCAGCAGCACCCAAGCAGACAAGCCCUGGCGGAUCAACGUGGGCGGCUUCACCAUGGAGUUCCCUCGUGAAGUGCUGCUGCAAGAUGGCCUCAAGGACACACGCCUGGCUGUGUUGUUUCACCGCUUCGGUGAGUCGCUGCUCGAGGACACCGACGGCAUCCCCUUCGUCGACGCAGACCCGCACUACUUCAUCUGGUGGGCGGGAAGCAAAGCCCACGUGGUUUGAUUGACAUUCAUCCACUGGCCGCGUGUCUGGCUCUCUCCAUCUGUGUGUGUCAGGUUGGAUGUCAAGUUGGGUUUUCUCAAGGCGGGCUGGAUCGACGACAUCACGCUCUUCGACGACUGCCCCGUCAAGACCUUCUACCACGACCUGUGCUUCGCCAAGACGACACUCAGCAUCACACCACAGAACGACCAGGGCAGUGAGGCC
Molecule: messenger RNA, 517 nt
Organism: Vitrella brassicaformis
Lineage: Eukaryota; Vitrellaceae
Source: the annotation of a GenBank genome assembly